AUGUCAUCAAUCGUAUUAACGAAUUCAAAAAAAUAUUUACUUAAUAAUACAAAAAAUAAUUAUUUAAUUAAUUUAUCAAUUAAUUCUUUACGUAAUUAUACAAACUCAGAGAAAACUUUAAAAGAGAGGUUUGCUGAAAUAUUUCCUGAAAAGCAACAAGAAAUCAAAGAUUUUAAAAAAAAUUAUGGUCAUGUUGUAAUCGAUUCAGUUAAAUUAGAACAGGCUUAUGGUGGUAUGAGAGGUAUCAAAGGUCUGGUCUGGGAAGGUUCUGUAUUGGAUCCGGAAGAAGGUAUUAAAUUCAGAGGUAGAACUAUCCCAGAGAUCCAAAAACAAUUACCAAAAGCUGUUGGUGGUCAAGAACCUUUACCAGAAGCUAUCUUUUGGUUAUUGUUAACUGGUGAAAUCCCAAAUGAAGCACAAGUCAAAGCUUUUUCGGCAGAUUUGGCUUCAAGAUCCGAAUUACCAGAACAUGUAGUUAAAUUAUUAGACAAUUUACCAAAAAAUUUACAUCCAAUGGCACAGUUUUCAAUGGCUGUCACUGCUUUGGAGUCUGAAUCUAAAUUCGCAAAAGCUUAUGCACAGGGUGUAUCAAAGAAAGAUUAUUGGAAUUAUACUUUUGAGGAUUCAUUGGAUUUACUAGGUAAAUUACCAAUGAUUGCUUCAAAAAUUUACCGUAAUGUCUUUAAAGAUGGUAAAAUUGCAUCCAUUGAUCCAAAUGCGGACUAUGGUAAAAACUUGGCAAAUCUGUUAGGUUUCCAAAAUAAUGAUUUUGUUGAUUUGAUGAGAUUAUAUUUAACCAUCCAUUCAGACCAUGAAGGUGGUAAUGUCUCUGCCCACACUACUCAUUUAGUUGGUUCUGCUUUAUCUUCACCAUACCUUUCACUAUCUGCUGGUUUGAACGGUUUAGCAGGUCCUUUGCAUGGUAGAGCAAAUCAAGAAGUCUUGGAAUGGUUAUUUAAAUUAAGAGAAGAAGUUAAAGGUGAUUAUUCAAAAGAAACUAUCGAAAAGUAUUUAUGGGAUACUUUGAAUUCAGGUAGAGUUGUACCAGGUUAUGGUCAUGCUGUUUUAAGAAAAACUGAUCCACGUUAUACCGCACAAAGAGAAUUUGCUUUAAAACAUUUCCCAGAUUAUGAAUUAUUCAAAUUGGUUUCUACUAUUUAUGAAGUAGCUCCAAAAGUCUUGACAAAACAUGGUAAGACAAAGAACCCAUGGCCAAAUGUCGACUCUCAUUCUGGUGUUCUAUUACAAUAUUAUGGUUUAACUGAAGCUUCAUUCUAUACUGUAUUAUUCGGUGUCGCUAGAGCUUUCGGUGUUUUACCACAAUUAAUCACUGAUAGAGCAGUAGGUUUAUCUAUUGAAAGACCAAAAUCUUUCUCAACUGAAAAAUAUAGAGAUUUGGUUAAAUCAAUUAUAACUAAAAACUAA
Molecule: messenger RNA, 1425 nt
Organism: Tetrapisispora phaffii CBS 4417
Lineage: Eukaryota; Fungi; Ascomycota; Saccharomycetes; Saccharomycetales; Saccharomycetaceae
Gene: CIT2
Product: citrate (Si)-synthase CIT2
Exons: 1
Coding region: 1-1425 (474 amino acids)
Biological process (GO): carbohydrate metabolic process; tricarboxylic acid cycle; citrate metabolic process
Cellular component (GO): mitochondrial matrix
Source: RefSeq, a predicted model, not a curated record